Eruca vesicaria subsp. sativa (arugula) is the source of this 1007-nucleotide messenger RNA. NCBI's taxonomy places the organism in Eukaryota, Viridiplantae, Streptophyta, Magnoliopsida, Brassicales, Brassicaceae. The record is from the annotation of a GenBank genome assembly.
AGCCUCUCGAAAUCUGACAACCAAUAGAAGUUGGAGUUGGUCUCGCGAAGAUCAAAUUCUUCUCAGAAAUCUGAACAGAAUUAACAUUGACGCAGCAGACACUGUAGUAGCUGCAUUUCAAAACCGUGAUGGGUGCUCCGAAGCAGAAAUGGACUCAGGAAGAAGAGUCAGCUCUAAGGUCUGGCGUUAUCAAGCAUGGACCUGGCAAAUGGCGCACCAUUCUCAAAGACCCUGACUUUAGUGAAGUCUUGUUCCUGCGUUCCAAUGUUGAUCUUAAGGACAAAUGGAGGAACAUGAGUGUCAUGGCGAAUGGGUGGGGAUCGCGUGAGAGGUCUAGGUUAGCUGUUAAAAGGACGCUUUCUCUUCCUAAACAGGAAGAUACCUCACUUGCCAAUACUACUAGCCCAUUGCAGAGUGAUGAAGAAAUGGCUGAUGCCACUGGCACUUCUGCACCUAAUGUAAGGCUGGAUAGCCUUAUAAUGGAAGCAAUAUCUACCAUAAAAGAGCCUGGUGGCUCUAACAAAACAACAAUUGGUGCCUACAUUGAGGAACAAUAUCACGCUCCGCCAGACUUCAACUUGUUGCUGUCGGCUAAGCUAAAGUACUUGACAGGUUGUCGGAAACUUAUCAAGAUUAAACGCAAGUAUAGAAUUCCAAACUCCACUCCUUUGUCUUCCCACAGAAAAAGACAUUUGGGGACAUCGUCUGAGAAACAGAGAAGUCUCUCUUUGCCUUCACCUAAAACAGACAGAGAUGAAGUGAGUGUUGAGACAAACGCACAGAUUGAUCCGGAGUUAGCUAGAAUGAAGACUAUGAACGUACAUGAAGCUGCAGCGGUUGCAGCACAGGCAGUUGCAGAGGCAGAGGCUGCCAUGGCAGCUGCUGAAGAAGCUGCAAAGGAUGCAGAGUUAGCCGAAGCCGAAGCAGAAGCAGCUCAAGCUUUUGCAGAAGAAGCUUUAAAGACGCUGAAAGGAGGAUACAACAACUGCAAGAUGGUUCGUGCCUAA